This is a messenger RNA of Exophiala oligosperma, 738 nucleotides long. RefSeq lists its product as uncharacterized. Lineage: Eukaryota; Fungi; Ascomycota; Eurotiomycetes; Chaetothyriales; Herpotrichiellaceae. The coding region runs from base 1 to 738 and encodes 245 amino acids. The record is from RefSeq and is a predicted model, not a curated record. The transcript has 4 exons.
AUGGCCUUCUUUGACCACAAGUUCAAGCUCAAAGUACACAUUCUCCAGAUCAUCUUGAUCCACAUUGUCAUGGGCGUCUCCACACCCCAGUUGUUCCUCAAAGGCCAGCCGCGAACCCGAGCCAACACCAUCGCACUGGGCAUGGGCUGCAAAUCGAUGGUCAUCAUCACCUAUCAUAUUUUGACAGAGCACCGCGAGCGGUUCAGUCGGUGGAGAUCCUAUAAAGCCUAUGCCAUUCUCAACGGCCUUGAGAUCGUCUUCUGGGCAGCAGUCGUUUUCUUGAUCGUACAGGCCAACAUUAAGUCGUGCGUGGGCAUCUCGUGUACCCUUCGGUGGGUAGCCAUGGGAGUGUCAAUCGUCAUCAAUGUCAUCGCUGUGUACAUGUUCAUCAUCUCGUACAUAGACUUCCGAGUCCACCGCAUCCAGAAGGAGUUCAAGGGCAGUCGAAGAAUCCUGAACGACAACAACAUUGAGCAUGGCCAUGCCAUGGACCAACUGCAUCUCAAGCCGUUCAGCGCCAGUGGCACCCAGGCACCCCGUCCACACCAGCGUGAGUACCAUGGAGGAGAGCACGGCGCACGCAGGCACACCCCUGUUCCGACGCUUGACCUGCUUAACGACAUCUCGCAUCAACGACCUGCAAAUUUCCCUUACCAUUCGAUUUGGCACGCGGUAGUGCGAGACGAGGGAGGCGGCAACACAUUCAGACUCUUUCGAGCCACUGUCGGCUGUACAUAA